This is a messenger RNA of Clupea harengus (Atlantic herring), 2446 nucleotides long. RefSeq names its product transcription termination factor Rho-like. NCBI's taxonomy places the organism in Eukaryota, Metazoa, Chordata, Actinopteri, Clupeiformes, Clupeidae. Bases 242 to 2200 code for a protein of 652 amino acids. Gene Ontology annotation, biological process: regulation of transcription by RNA polymerase II. Gene Ontology annotation, cellular component: transcription regulator complex; nucleus. The record is from RefSeq and is a predicted model, not a curated record. The transcript is spliced from 5 exons.
ACGUUUGUAUAAUAAAGAAGUUAAAGAUAUACUGGAUAUCCUCUUUUGUUCUCCCUGUUGAUAUCCACAAACUCUAUCCGACCAGUCGACGCAAGCCGCACGCAGACCGCAAGGCUGUGAUUGGUCGGCUAACUACAUCAUUUCCGGAGUCUCACAUAUUUCCGGUUUCAUCCCCUCAAAUCAUAAUACCGCCAUUUUUUUAAAUCCAAGGCAGAAACCAAGGAAGAUUUGAAGAGCGAACAUGAACCAAAUCGAAGAGCGAUUAGCAGAAGAGGUCAGGAAACACGAGCACUUGUAUAACCCGUAUCGCACGGACAAGGACCCACAGACCGCGUACAAUUCCUGGAAGGUGAUCUCGGCCAGCGUUGGUUUGGAGGUGCUGGAUUGUUCGACGCUGUGGCGGAAGAUGAGGGACAGAUUUGUCCGCCAGAAUAAGGCCAUGACGGGCAGCGGUGACUCGAAAGCCACUGCCUUUUAUAUAUUCCUGUCGUGGUUGGAACCACACAUAAGACACAGAGAGACGUCGUCAAAAUACGAUAAGCCCUCACCUUGCAACGUAGCCACGAAGAAAGGACCUUCGUUAUCCACCUCAGUUUCUCGGCUCCCCAGUUUAUCGGCUCGGCGAUUAGCAGAGGAGGUCAGGAAACACGAGCACUUGUAUAACCCGUAUCGCAAGGACAAUGACCAACAGACCGCGUACAAUUCCUGGAAGAUGAUCUCGGCCAGCGUUGGUUUGGAGGUGCUGCGUUGUUCGACGCUGUGGCGGCAGAUGAGGGACAGAUUUGUCCGCGAGAAUAAGGCCAUGACGGGCAGCGGUGACCGGAAAGCCACUGCCUUUUAUAAAUUCCUGUCGUGGUUGGAACCACAUAUAAGACACAGAGAGCCGUCGUCAAAUUACGAUAAGCCCUCACCUUGCAACGUAGCCACGAAGAAAGGACCUUCGUUAUCCACCCCAACACCUGAGGCCCCCCCCGAGACAUUCACCUCAGUUUCUCCGCUCCCCAGUUUAUCGGCUCGGCGAUUAGCAGAAGAGGUCAGGAAACACGAGCACUUGUAUAACCCGUAUCGCACGGACAAGGACCCACAGACCGCGUACAAUUCCUGGAAGAUGAUCUCGGCCAGCGUUGGUUUGGAGGUGCUGGAUUGUUCGACGAUGUGGCGGAAGAUGAGGGACAGAUUUGUCCGCCAGAAUAAGGCCUUGAGGGGCAGCGGUGACCAGAAAGCCACUGCCUUUUAUAAAUUCCUGUCGUGGUUGGAACCACACAUAAGACACAGAGAGACGUCGUCAAAAUACGAUAAGCCCUCACCUUGCAACGUAGCCACGAAGAAAGGACCUUCGUUAUCCACCCCAACACCUGAGGCCUCUGUCCAGCCAUCCACCCCAACACCCGAGGCCUCUGUCCAGCCAUCCACCCCAGCCACACCUGAGGCCUCCCCCGAAACAUCCACCUCUUCACCCGAGGCCUCUGUCCAGCCACCCACCCCAACACAUGAGGCCUCCCCCGAGACAUCCACCUCAGUUUCUCCGCUCCCCAGUGUACCGGCUCUGUCCACCCCUCCAGCCGCCAUGAGGCUGGCAUCUCCUCUGUCCCGCAGGGGCCGGAAGAAAAGGCAGAGGGCGCAGAGGGGGAAGCACGACAGGCAGAGGUGGCAGAGAGGGCAGAGGGGGCAGUACGACAGGCAGAGGGGGCAGGAUGACGGGCAGAGGAGGCAGGACGACAGGCAGAUGAUCCGGCUGGACGGGCAGAGGAGGCAGGACGACGGGCAGAGAGGGCAGGACGACGGGCAGAGGAGGCAGGACGACAGGCAGAUGAUCCGGCUGGACGGGCAGAGGAGGCAGGACGACGGGCAGAGAGGGCAGGACGACGGGCAGAGGAGGCAGGACGACAGGCAGAUGAUCCGGCUGGACGGGCAGAGGAGGCAGGACGACGGGCAGAUGAUCCGGCUGGACGGGCGCAGGCUGGACGGGCAGAAGAAGAAGAUGGGGGUCAGGGAUGAGUAUUCUAGAUUUGGUGAGCUGGUGGCUGCUAUGAUGAGCAGGGUGCAGGAAGAUAAGAGGGCCGAAGCAAUGAACUCUGUGUACAGCCUGUUGGACAGAAGCAAUGCACUCUGGGUACAGCCUGUUGAACUGAAGCAAUGCACUCUGGGUACAGCCUGUUGGACUGAAGCAAUGCACUCUGGGUACAGCCUGUUGGACUGAAGCAAUGCAGACUGACUGUGUACAGUGUGACGACCCCUCCACGCCACUAGGAGUCUUUUCCCUCUUGCUGGCCCUUUUCCAGGUUUCCUGUUUGGAGUGGUGGGUCAUCAGGCCUGAUGAGUUACACCUGUGGCCGGUUUGGCUCUGUGGCCUAUACCAGCACUCCUUCUCCAGUUCCCGGGAGAGAUCCCUUCCCCGUUGCAGACGGCUGCGUUUUGACUGUUGUUAUCCUUAUUUCAUUAUCUU